Messenger RNA from Caenorhabditis bovis, 669 nucleotides. The record is from the annotation of a GenBank genome assembly. Lineage: Eukaryota; Metazoa; Nematoda; Chromadorea; Rhabditida; Rhabditidae.
AUGGAACAGAACGAGAGAAAGGUGUCCACCGCCACUUUGAAUCGGCUCAUUCUUGUAGCUCAAGCGCUCGAGUCUGAAGUUGAAACUCGACGAAAUGACGACAUCAGUGCUUAUAAAAUCACAUUUUCGAUCCGAGCAGCAAACAUGAUUUUAUUAUUUCUCAUAAAUAUUUUACUGUUCACUGGUUUUGGCAAAUACCAGGUUCAAAAGGAUGGAAGGUACCAGGAUCUUAUGCUGACUGCUGAUAAGUGGACAUACAAUUCGUCAAACGACGACCUUCCAGAAACAUUCGUAUUUCUUCGCCUUAGUGGGCAGUAUCUGUCCGCGUGUAUUACAGUAUUCCUCCUGUUUUCGACUAUUUUUCUUCAAUUGCUUCAUAUAUGCGGAAUUACUACAUCUCGUAUUAUGAGUAUGUGCUACUCUUUCGGAGCCGUCCCAUUUACGCUUUUUGUAUUUGGAUUGGAGAUGCAUUAUUCAACUUGUCCAUGGCUUGACGAAUUUUUCAUCACCUACAGUAUGUCGGAUAUGAGCUCACAAUGUGCUAUUAAUGGAUGGGCUCUGGCUGGGAUUUUUUCUCUUUUGUCUUGCGGAUUAUUUGUGAGUGAGGGCGUCAUCACUGCGUUUUUUGGAAAUCAAGACACAAACGAAAACAAGGAAACGAUUGUCUAA